Messenger RNA from Nerophis ophidion (straightnose pipefish), 2540 nucleotides. Its product is annotated as zinc finger protein CKR1-like. NCBI's taxonomy places the organism in Eukaryota, Metazoa, Chordata, Actinopteri, Syngnathiformes, Syngnathidae. Gene Ontology annotation, molecular function: DNA-binding transcription factor activity, RNA polymerase II-specific; RNA polymerase II cis-regulatory region sequence-specific DNA binding. The record is from RefSeq and is a predicted model, not a curated record. The coding region runs from base 229 to 2178 and encodes 649 amino acids. The transcript is spliced from 4 exons. Gene Ontology annotation, biological process: regulation of DNA-templated transcription.
CCAGAUGCUUUACGGUAUCCCGCUACCACGACUUCCGCCCGCAGUCGCGCUUUGUUUACAGUGAGCUACUGCUAGCCUGCUAGCUCAAGGCAGCGUUCAGGAUGGCCGCGCCAAGCUAACGGUCGACCACUCCUCUGCGUUAAAACGUUCCACACUCGGCCACCUUGGAGCCUUUAUAGGCCUUCUCCAGUUACUAAUUGUUGUCGUCGUCUGGCCCGCGCAGCCAACAUGUCGACCGGCGUGGCUCUCCACAACCAGAUAGGCUCCAUCAUCACCGCUAUGUGUAACGCCGCCGCGGCUCAGAUCGCCAAAGUAGUGGAGGACGGCAUGGUGGUGCUUCGACUGGAGCUGUCCCAACGAGAGCAGGAGAUCAGGAGGCUGAGAAGCAGCGUGGAGGUGCUGCACGGCGAGCUGAGAGCCGCCAGAUUCACGACGGGCCUGCGAGGGCAGCCCCUCGGCUUGAAUGGUGAUGUGGACCCGACUGGAGAUGCACACUUCACACAGAGAAGGUGUCUGAGCAACUCUGAGGCUGAGAGGGCGAAUCCUGAAAAGGUCCUAAGUGACUUUCCGAAUCAUGACGUACCUGUAAAGCGAGAACCCCUGGAAGAGGAUAAAUGCGGUCAACCCCGACAGCUAGUAGAAGAGCAGAACCGGUAUGAAAAUGCUGACGCUGAGUGGAGACGGCGUCAAAACCCGCCCAGCAACUCCUACGGAGCAGCUUCCGAGUCUCCCAUGGACAUCCGGCAGGCCGCGCCGUGUGGCAGCUCUUAUGGCCGCAGUCCGCACCGCAACCUGUACAGCACCAUGCGAAGGAGGAUGGUCAAUCGCUUGAUGUUCAAGCGAGGCUUUGCCUGUCCGUUCUGCGGCAAAUGUUUCGAGCACUCCGGAAACCUGGAGAGGCACAAAAGGAUCCACACGGGAGAGAAACCGUUCCGCUGCGAGAUCUGCGGGAGGCGCUUUAAUCAGAAGUGCAGUCUCAAGGAGCACAUGAAGAUUCACCAAAGAUGUCUGCAGGUCCCACCGACAGACGUCCAAAUGGCGGCACAGAAACAAAACAGUGCCGACACGCAGCGGCCACCAGCAGAGGGAGACAUUCAUGCCGCGGCCAAGCUGAUUUCUUUGACCGAAUCGUCCCAGACAUCAGCACAAGUCAAGUCCGAGCUGCUGGAGGAGAGCGUAACACAGCCAAAAAGAGAAGAGGUGGACAGUGACGGUCAGCAGAGAUCGCCCAGGUCUAACGGCCCGAGCAAUAGCGAACAAGCAGAGAGAUCAGCACAGGAUGUCAAUUCCUUCCCAGGUGGUCCUCCGUUAGUCUCGCCACAAGCGGAGUCUUCUUGCAGCACCUUCGCCUUCCCAGGGAAACCUUUCGGAGAGGUCGGCAACCACAUGAUGUCGCAGCCACCGUACGCAACGCCGGGAGUCUGUCGGAUGACCGAGGACGCUGCCGCCGAGUCCCAGAACGGCACAAGCUCCUUCUACCAGACGUCCAGGCCGAAGAAGUGCUUCAUCUGCUCGUACUGCGGGAAGAUGUUUGUGCGCGCCGGACACCUGGAGCGCCAUUUACGCAUCCACACAGGCGAGAAGCCGUACGGCUGCGACAUCUGCGGCCGCUGCUUCAACCAGAAGUCUAGUCUCAAGUGUCACAUGAAGACUCACAGAAACGUCAGGAGCACAGAAGAGCAGGCGGAAAAUUCCCUGACGAUGCCCGACAGUGGACUGCAGGAAAAGGGGCUGGAAGCCAAGACUGGGCCUGGGUCUUUGGAGGACCAGCUAACGGGAUACAGCGACUCGGGAAGGAGCGACGCUUUAAUUUUGAACCACGCCAAUUAUCCUCUGAGUGCCUCAGCCGGCGCCGCCAACGAGUGGCAAAAUAUGAAAGAGCUGCCGUUCCUCGAUGGGAAAGUGAAGAUGGACAUUCUGUCCUUGGAUCCCUUCUCACAGAUGGGGAUACCACCCCAGUGCUCGAAUUUGAUCCUGGGUCCCGAUCGCCACUUUGACCAUGACACCAGCUCGGGGAGAAUCGGAACUUUAUCGGAGUUCAAUCUGCCGUCCGCUGUCGGCCAGGAGGAUUCCGGCGUCGGUGCCGCCAGCGCGCAGAAUUGCUACAUUUGCUCUGCCUGCGGGCAAAGUUUUGACUCUUUCAUUUUGUUUGAAAGGCACCAGUGCAAGCCCACUUGAGCGCAAAUGUUGAGAUCUUCAACCAACUAACUGAACGUGCACAUGAAGAGUCACUUCGCUACCAUUGCAGUGUUUCCCCAUAUAUUAAUUUAUUUGUGCCAUAUGUUAUCUUUUCGCUCAUAAUCACAUUACAAUAAUCAGUCCCUGCGGGAUAAAGCAAUGUUGUGAUGGCACAAAUUCAACUAAUCACUGCAAUUUUGUCCAUUACCCUCAAUCAGCGUAAUUGUUAAAAUUCGAAUUUGCCUCUAAGCAACCCAAGUCAACUUUCCAAUCAUACAGUGGGGCAAAAAAAGUAUUUAGUCAGCCACCGAUUGUGCAAGUUCUCCCACUUAAAAUGAGGACAGAGGUCUGUAAUUUUCAUC